AUGGUUCGAAUUUCUAUAGCAAGACUGUGUGUGCUUUUAAUAUGUCUAGUUGGUCUGGUAAAGUCGCAAAUCGAUGACGAGGAAGAAUAUGAAGAGGGCCCAUGUGGACGUUGGAGACCGGGUGAUGUGGAUCUGCGAUCGUUUGAUUUGAUCCGUGAAUUCCGUUUGGAUCAGAUUGAGGCUAGCAGCAAGCACAUGCAUCGCUUGCAAGGCACCAACGAGUACCAGACGGCCUAUCGAUUCGAGAAGGAAGCCAACCUCACGAUGCGCUCGGUAGACGCUUUUCCACUCGGAUUACCUCAUCAGUUUUCAUUCGAGUGUACGUACCGCAUCGAGGACGAGGGUGAUUCCUCCUGGCACCUGUUUGAGGUGACGAACGAGGUACAGGAGAGUCAGCUGGCAAUCACGCUGAAUCCCGGUAGGCAGAUUCUGCAGAUUGGUUUACCAGCGACCGAAGGCGAACAGCAGAUAGUGGAGUACCAUCACACUUCGCUAUUCGAUCACAACUGGCAUAAGAUAAUGCUAGGUGUGACCAACGAUUACCUUAACCUUUGGGUCGAUUGCCGUCCCGUGCGUGAUACUGAUGGAAACUUGAACGUGCCCUUAGAGCCAAGGGACCGCUUUGACAUUUCGGAUGGCUACGUUUCAAUAUCCCGGUUCGCGGAAACGUCCGUCUUUGAACCAGAAUCACCAGUGAUCGACCUUCAGUGGAUGGUGAUGAACUGUGAUCCUACCCGACCGGCACGCGGGAAUUGCGACGAGCUACCUGUAUAUGACGUGGCAUCUUUAACGGCGAAACUUCCGGAAGGACCCACUCCAAAACCGGACUGUAAUGCCGUUUGUCCCCCAGGAUACAAUGGAACUGAUGGUUCACCAGGUCCAGCAGGCCCUCCUGGUCUACCAGGUCUAAAGGGAGAAGUGGGAGCUUUUGGAAGAAGGGGUCCUCCUGGACCACGCGGAUUAGAAGGUCCACCGGGUGUUCCAGGAAUCGGACAGAAGGGAGAAAAAGGAGAAACCGGAGCAGGUGUUGCUGGUUUGAAAGGUCAAAAAGGAGAACCAGGUGCAGCUGCGGUGGCUGGAGCGGCUGUUGCUGGACCCGUCGGCCCGAGAGGUAUGCCCGGACCGCAAGGUCUUCCUGGCACAGGAUUGAGAGGUGAAAAAGGUGACAGCGGUUCUCCCGGACGUGAUGGGCAAUCAAUAGCUGGUCCGCGAGGACUUAUCGGGCCUCCCGGAGCACCAGGACUUCCAGGUGCUGAUGGGUUACCUGGAGCCUCAGGCCAAAAGGGAGAACGAGGUGCACCAGGUGCAAGAGGUGAAGACAGUGUUGGAUACCCUGGAGAACCUGGUCCAAUGGGGCAGAAAGGUGAACCUGGUAAUGCAAGGGCAGCAGCUGGAGUUGCCGGACCUCCUGGAUUACCCGGCCCACAAGGAAAUGAUGGAUUGCAAGGAGAGAAAGGUGAGUCCGGAAAGCGAGGACUCCCUGGCACCCAAGGGCUACCGGGAAUUCCUGGCGCUCCAGGUCUUCCGGGACCUCCCGGUCCACCCGGUGAAGGCUCCACCGAAGGCGGCGGUAGUGGACGAUACUUUGAGAAUCUCAUGUCAUAUAGCCACCGUGGCCCUACGGGAUACACCGGCUUGCCCGGCGAGCGCGGUGCUGGAGGUCUUCGCGGUCCAGAAGGUGCCCCGGGAGUACCAGGCUCCCCCGGCGUAGAUGGAGCUCCUGGACCGCAAGGUAUACCCGGGCUUUCGGGACAAACGGGUCCACCUGGUGUUCCUGGAGUCCCUGGGCGAAGCUAUACAGAGGCGGAAGUAAGCGACAUCUGUCGUGCAGUUUUGAGGGAUCAUAUCGCCGAGCUUACGGAAGGAUUAAUUGGACCUCCUGGACCUCCGGGUGUUUCGCGGCCCGGAAAACCCGGCACCCCUGGGCGUCCGGGAGAGAAAGGAGAGCGUGGAUUCCCAGGAUUUGCUGGGGAUAGAGGUAUACCGGGAGAAAUGGGAGUACCUGGUGUUGCUGGACCACCCGGAGAACGUGGAGAACCUGGUGUACCGGGUGAGAAUGGACGCGAUGGUGUGGGUUACGUUGGUCCGCAAGGUUCGGUCGGUCUUCCCGGUCCCCCGGGCGAUUCCGUGAUAGGUCCACCUGGUAGAGCAGGUGAACGUGGAGAGCCUGGCAAGGCGGGCCACCCUGGCGUUCGUGGAGCACCUGGUAUUCCUGGCGCUUGUCCGAACGAUUGCUACAUGGCGGCUGCGGCUGCGGCUCAGAACUUCCGAACAAACCAGCAAACCAAGGGUCCAAAUUAUUAA
Molecule: messenger RNA, 2304 nt
Organism: Anopheles moucheti
Lineage: Eukaryota; Metazoa; Arthropoda; Insecta; Diptera; Culicidae
Product: collagen alpha-1(IX) chain-like
Exons: 8
Coding region: 1-2304 (767 amino acids)
Source: RefSeq, a predicted model, not a curated record